Molecule: messenger RNA, 1638 nt
Organism: Parastagonospora nodorum SN15
Lineage: Eukaryota; Fungi; Ascomycota; Dothideomycetes; Pleosporales; Phaeosphaeriaceae
Exons: 2
Coding region: 1-1638 (545 amino acids)
Source: RefSeq, a predicted model, not a curated record
AUGGCCACUCGGUCACGGCGCAUGCAGGGCAGCAUAGGCAGUAGUUGGGAUGAAGGCGGCUAUUCUUCAGAGGAUGGUGCAUCAAUACACACCGCCAGCAAUUCUGAAGGCGAGGAGGGGUUUGAGGAGUCGGACAAGGAGUACACAGAUAAAGCAACACCGUUGCUGUCAAGAAGCACACGUGCUUCACUGCCACAGCGACAUGAGACACCGACCAACACACCAACCAGGGCAACAGCUCGCCAUUCGCAAAACGGAUCGUCACAGAGUACGCCACGACCCAUCAAGUCCUCUCGUUCGACACCUCAAUCAGUUGAGCCGAGCUUCAUCAUGCCUCGUGCCCCUAUGAACAGUUCACUGGACAACUUGAUGGAUGACUAUGCGAAUGUGGAGCAGGAGGAUCCAGAGCUCGGCCCCUGGUGGUAUGUGAAUGCAUUCUACCAGAACAUCUUAUCACCUUUCCUCGGAUACUUUUGGGAUAUCUUCAGCUACGCCAACCGUCACUUUGUAAAACCCCUCCUCGGUUUCAUCAUGGGCAUUGCCAUCCUAUUCUUCGGCAUCCAGCUGGCAUCCCGGGCCCUCCACUCGCAGAUCAGCACAGCCCUCGCACCGCUCUGCCUGAUCCCCGGCUCCUCAUACCUCAUCCCCACAUGCUCCACCUCCACCCCUACAGAAGGCCGCGCGCAAUUCGAAGAACUCAUGAAUGUCCAAGGCCGCUUCGAAUCGAUCCUCGACUCCUCCAAAGACACCUCGGACCUCCCCGCCAUCAUCAAAGACUCCGAACUCGCCAUCCGCGACCUCCGCACCCUCGUCAAAUCCUCCCACCUGCCCUCCCGCUCGCAACUUGCCGUUGAAUUCGACUUCUUCGUGCUCACCGCCAAAGAAGCCUCCUCGGAUCUCGCGCGCUACAACACCCGCAUCGGCGCCGUCCUCGACCGCGUAAUCGGCACAAACAUCUGGACGUACGCCGUUCUCGACGGCUUGCAAAAAGACGCCGCGUCCACAGGCUUACUCGGCCGCGUCGUGGGUUCGCUAACCGCGUCGCCGAAGCGCAGCCUCGAGCAGCGCAUCUACGACCAGUACAUUGCGCACGUGACCAAGAACCGCGAGGAAAUCGCCUCUCUGAUCUCCGCCGCGCAGGCGCUGUUGAUGGUCCUGACCAACAUGGACGCCCGCCUCGAUACCAUCUUCUCGCUCGCCGUUAACGAUGACGCGACCAUUUCGCGCAACCACGACGAGCUCUUAUCCCACUUGUGGACGAAACUCGGCGGCAACAAAGCUAGCGUAAAGAGUAAUGUCAAGUCCCUCACGCUCCUGCGCGACGUGUCGAGUUAUCGCAAGCGCGCGCUCACGCAUGUGUCACAGACGCUGGUUAAGUUGCAGGAGAUUCAGAGUGAGCUGGAGGUGUUGCAUGAUGAUGUUGGCAGGCCGGAGUUGCUUGGGUGGGAAGGAGAGGGCGGGUUGGUGUUUCAGAUGGGGGUUAUUGAUUCGACGGUGGAGAGGUUGAGGAGGGCGAGGGGGGAGAGUUUGAGGGUUGAGGGGGAGGGCGUGAGGAGGCGGAUUAACGGUGUGGAAGGCGGUGAUGUGAGGGAGUUACCGGGGGCGGGGACAACGAAGGUUGUUGAUCUGAAGCGGUAG